CCGAAAGCUAUUAGAUAAAGAGAGCGACGACUUGCGAAGCACCACAGGUCGACAGCAAGUUCUUCAUCCAUGAACGCGCCGCCGCACGCCGUGCUUAUCCCUUACCCAACCGCAGGCCACUUGAACCCCAUGCUCGAGCUGGCCAAGCUGCUCCACUCCAAAGGCUUCUUCAUCACCUUCGUCAACACGGAGUUCAGCCAUCAGCAGCUACUGAAGACUGUUGGAUCAGAUGUGAUGAGCGCCAUGAACAAUCUCCGGUUCGAAACCAUCGCCGACGGCGUCUCGCAAUCUGACAGCGAGAGCCCGGAUCAUGUCUUCAGAGUUUGGUUCCUGAUACAGAAGAACUCUCCUGCUCCACUGAGAGACCUCAUACUGAAGCUCCACUCCUCCUCGGAUCUGCCCCCUCUCACCUGCAUCGUCACCAACUUCCUGAUGAACUUUACGCGAGGCGUGGCGGAGCAGCUCGGCGUUCCGGAGUUGGUCUUCUGGACCACGAGCGCUUGUGGCUCUCUUCAGCUGGGUGAGCUCAUCCGAAGAGGAUUCGUCCCACUCAAAGAUGAGGGUUGCUUGACGAAUGGAUAUCUGGACAUCACCGUGGACUGGAUCCCUGGAAUGCGAGAGAUGCGCCUCAGAGACCUCUCCAGUUUCAUCAGAACAACGAAUCAUGACGACAUCCUCGUUAAGACGGAGAUGGAGGAAGUAGAUUACGCAUCCAAGGCGUGGGGUGUGAUCCUCAACACAUUCGACGACAUGGAACGCGAGGUUUUGGGUGCCCUGAGAAGCUUCUUCCCUCGCAUCUACACGCUCGGCGCAUUGGGAGAGGUCGUCGACCAGAUAGGGGGCGGCUUAAUGGCUUCGACGCGCUUAAGCGUUUGGCGAGAGGAUCGCAGUUGCAUGGAGUGGCUGGACUCGCAGAGCGAGGCCUCGGUCAUCUAUGUCAGCUUCGGAAGCCUCACGGUCCUGACGGCCCACCAGCUGGCGGAGUUCGCAUGGGGCCUCGCCGGCACCGACCACCCCUUCCUGUGGAUCAUCAGGCCUGACAUGGUCGACGGUGGGGUCAGGACUGCCCUGCCGGAAGAAUUCAUUGCGGCAACAAAAGGGAGGAGCUUCUUCGCGAGCUGGUGCCAUCAGGGACAGGUCCUCGCCCACCGUUCCGUAGGCGGCUUCCUGACGCACGGCGGCUGGAACUCGAUGCUGGAAAGCGUCCUCAGCGGCGUGCCAUUGAUUUGCUGGCCAACCUUUGCGGAUCAGUACACGAAUUGCCGGUACGCUUGCGCGCACUGGGGAUUCGGCUUGGAGGUCGACCAGGAGGUGACGAGAGGACAAGUCAGUGACCGCGUUAGGGAGCUAAUGGAAGGAGAGAAAGGGAAGGAGAUGAGGGAGAGGUCCAAGAAAUGGAGAGAGAUGGCCAAGCAAGCCACAAGACGAGGUGGAUCUUCUCACAUGAACCUGGAUAGAUUAGCUGAAGAUUUAAGUAUCAAGGAGACGCAAUCGGAAUCAUGAUUUGAAGUCAGCUUGCAGUGUUGGAUUUUCUUCAUGGUUCAUCAAUUUCCCAAAAUUCUUGGAUCGAUUCAGAACCACUUCAGAAUCUAAACAAGCAAAGUGAACCCCCAACGCAUGCAACAGAGACAACAGAAAUUGGACUCAUUUUGGGGGAGAAGAUCAUUUCGGCAUGAAAAAUUUGAGAUUCGAAAGAAGUUGCAUUGAACGGAUGUCUUGCAAAAAUAAUAAUUUGAAUAAAAAUUAGACCAAAGAGUUUGGCGUCGCAGCGCUCUCUCGAAUUAUAGUUUCGUCACUGAACUCAGCCACCCUCGAGAGGUGUUUUUCUCUUUAACGCAAAAAUGACAAUUCAAGUUGCCAUGAAUUAUGGAUUCCAGGUCUGGUGGGUUGUUCUUCGUGAUCAGUCAAGUUGGUUGAUGCGCACAAGUUUAUAUGCUGAAGGAUGUAAAUUGCCUCCUUCAAGAAUCCUGGUCAUCGGUAUCUGAUCCAGCUGUGGAGGUCUGCUCAGGAGCUCGCGAGUCUGUAAACAUUGAUGCCAAGGAUAAAUUUCAGUACACGAACUGAUGACUCGAACAAAAGCUAUUCAACAAAACUGUGUUAACAGGAAAUUAUAGUGUUUUCAUCGGAAAAAAGAGUGCAAUCAUAGAGCUCUUCGAGGUCGAGAGAGAAUGCUUGAUGUUGUCGAUGAUCAGACAUGCAGUUCUGCCGUUGCUCCAUACUUCGAGGAACAAACGAUGAAAAAUCAAGGGGAAAAGGUGCACAAUUGAAAACAUUAUAUCCACACAAAACAGAACAAUCUGCAGCCUUAUCACUUCCUGUAUUCUGUAUGGAUCAAAAUGACAAUUUGAUAUGCUUAACAUUUAUGUUAGAUGCUAAAUCUAUUUGGA
Molecule: messenger RNA, 2387 nt
Organism: Musa acuminata AAA Group (dessert banana)
Lineage: Eukaryota; Viridiplantae; Streptophyta; Magnoliopsida; Zingiberales; Musaceae
Product: 7-deoxyloganetin glucosyltransferase
Molecular function (GO): quercetin 3-O-glucosyltransferase activity; quercetin 7-O-glucosyltransferase activity
Source: RefSeq, a predicted model, not a curated record